Messenger RNA from Salvelinus sp. IW2-2015, 675 nucleotides. Lineage: Eukaryota; Metazoa; Chordata; Actinopteri; Salmoniformes; Salmonidae. The record is from RefSeq and is a predicted model, not a curated record.
AUGGAUGAGGCAUGCAAUGGCAUCAACCCAGACCUAUCGUCCAACCCAUGUGAGCUGAACUGCGUCCCCCAUGGCGAGAACUUCUUCUACAGACACAGGCCUUCCGUGGUGGAUGGCACACCCUGCUAUGUGAGCCGCAGUGACAUCUGUAUCAACGGCAUCUGCAGGGCUGUGAGAAAUGGAGAAAUCAUUGGCAUGGACCGCGAUGUGGCGCCUGCCACUCCCGCUCCCGCUGCCAACCUCCGCUACCGCGAGCCCCUCACGUAUGCCUACACAUACAGCGCCUGGUCCGAGUGCUCGGCCCCCUGCAACAGUGGCACCCAGCACCGCAGCGUGCAGUGCAUGGUGCAGGACUCGAUGGCACCCCAUGUGGUGGAUGACUCUUACUGCGUCUCCCAGCAACUACCCAGGCCGGAAAGCCAGCAGGCCUGCAACCAGCAGGGAUGUGCCGAGUACAGCGUGUCCAGCUUCAGUGUGUGUUCGGUGACCUGUGGGGACGGCCAGCAGACCAGAGAGGUGGUUUGCGUGGGGGCGGGAGGGGAGCGCUUUGGGGACCAAGCCUGCAGUGGUCUGACACGCCCACCUGCAGUCCAGGCCUGCCGCAAGCCAGCCUGCCACAUCCACAUCAGCUGGCACGUCCAUGACUUCGGACUGGUAACAGAGAGAUACAUUUAG